AUGGAGGACCAAGUGCGAAAGGGCCUGAAGCAGGUGUCGCAGGUGUGGGUGCAAGUGUCGGUGAAGAAGGCCGAGUUGGGCAAACUGAGAUCGAAGGCGGAAGGGAUCGAUUCUGGCGACGCCGACGUCAGCGCCGACAUAACGAACGCUUCUCAGGUGACGUAUUUGAAGAAGAGGCUGGACCAUGAGGAAAUCAAAACGAGGCUGGAGAACAACAGUAAGGUGUUGGGAGACCUUCGAGAAAAAUUAGAACGCGAAAGGAGAACAUCCCUUCGCUUGGACGAUGAAAACAAAAGAGUGAAAACUUACCUAGGAGAACUGAAGUGUUUGGCUACGUUCCUAAGAGCAGAGAUCCGGAAGCAAGAAACAGCCUCGGCCAGGAUACAGAGGCACCUCCAGCAGGAGGACUCGAGAACUGUGAGGAAGAUGAAAACUCUUCAGAAAGGAAAGGAGCAGGUGAUGACGGUGGAGCAAUAUUUGAAGCUCAGCGCUGAAGUCGACAGGCUGAACCACGAAGUUCAAAGAUGGAAGAAGAAGAACCAAACUAUGUGCAUCUAACUGUCUCGCAUGCACACUUCAGGCCAUUGGUUGGUUGGUUUAGUUUAGGUCGCCCUUAUGCCAGCAAGGGCUCUUAACCCAAGAUAAGUAUCGUAAGACAUGCAAGAGAGAAUCAUACGUGGUGUGGACCCCUGGACUAAGAGAGAAUCAUGCGAGGUGUGGACCUCUGGACUAUAACCAAACGACAGAGACGACCAAACAUUUUGCUGCUGGGAAUUAUAGCAAAAACAAUACCUUUAGUUAGAGAAAGGGAUCUACAAAAUUUUCCUUUAUCUCCUUCAUAUAGAUAUGGCCAAUCACCCAAAACAAUUCUGUUCAGUUCUUUACUUCACGUAAACGUUUCACAUUUAUAGAUACAGAAGAGAUUCAACAGUAUUUUACCUUUACAUCUUCAGUGUUAUUGAACAGACGGCUUUUUUCCUUUACCAUAAAAAUUGAAUCGCACGAAUUACGGUCCUUUAUUCAGUUCUUCAUUUGGCAUAAGGUAAUAUUUUGCCCUUUUAUUCGCUAUUGCAGAAGGCAUAAGAGAAAAUUAACUUUUCCCGUUACAUAGAAAUUAACAAGAGCUUCUGAUAUACAGCAACUUUAUUCAGUAUGCAUUUAAAGUUUUAAUUUGAGGUCUCUCUCCUUUCCAUGUUUUUCCUGAAAAUAAUAAGAAAAAUCAAGCAAAGAGGAAAGUGUAUAUUUUGCAUUUACUGAAAGUGUUUUAUACUUGCAAACACUGUUGUGAAUAGAAAGUCGAAGGAAAGAAAGGGAUCGGCAGGGGCGGUAUAUACGUUUUUAUCCUACACGUUUUAUAUUUUAUGAUUAUUCGAGGGGGCUGGUGAGGGUGGGACUGGCCUCAU
Macrobrachium nipponense is the source of this 1403-nucleotide messenger RNA. RefSeq lists its product as uncharacterized. The transcript is spliced from 4 exons. The coding region runs from base 1 to 558 and encodes 185 amino acids. Lineage: Eukaryota; Metazoa; Arthropoda; Malacostraca; Decapoda; Palaemonidae. The record is from RefSeq and is a predicted model, not a curated record.